Messenger RNA from Melampsora larici-populina 98AG31, 711 nucleotides. RefSeq lists its product as uncharacterized. The transcript is spliced from 6 exons. The record is from RefSeq and is a predicted model, not a curated record. Lineage: Eukaryota; Fungi; Basidiomycota; Pucciniomycetes; Pucciniales; Melampsoraceae. The coding region runs from base 1 to 711 and encodes 236 amino acids.
AUGGGUGUUCUCACCAUUUCCAAUUUGAUGAAUGAUCUUUCUUUCAUCAUAGAUACCAAUUACCUCAUCCACACGUUCCAUCCGACUGCCUUCAUUGACAUAUUCAAUCAGAUCUACCCCCAAUUUCAAAAAGCCGAUGAUAUAACGAAACUUCGACUAUCUGAAACAUUUGAACCAAGUCAAAUCUCAUUCAAAGCUUUACCAUCAGCCGUCACCACAUCAGUUAGAGCCUUGAUUGGUCAACUUUUGAAUUUAUCAAAGCUUAGGAUUAAAAUGAUCGAAGAAGUUGUUACAGAGAGUAUUGAAGGUCUUCCAUCUAAUCCUCAAGACCUGUUGAAUCAAUCUAAGGCACGCCACCUUGGAAGCUUGCGAGCGAGUCUGUUUUCAUCAUCGACAAAAUUAGAUGAUCAGGAAAGGAUCUUAAGAACACUUAAAGAACGUUCAGAUGAAAUCGAUUUAGGAAUCCAAUAUUAUUUGACCAAUUAUGUAACUCAAAACGAAUCUAUAAUCUCAAGUGAAGCAUUAUUCAUCUCAAGUUUACCAACUACAUCAGAUCAAGAACCAGCCCAUCAGGUUCAAUCUUUAUCAUUCCAAAUCAAAUCGAUUGAUAAUCAAUCCGAUUUCAAAGAUUACAUGGUCAACUAUGCAGCUCAUUUUCAAUGGAUAAGUCUGCUCAUGGAGAAUCUGAUAAGAGAUAUAACUCAAGGAUGA